Frieseomelitta varia is the source of this 1704-nucleotide messenger RNA. It is a transcript of the gene gb, whose product is annotated as Y+L amino acid transporter 2-like. Gene Ontology annotation, molecular function: L-amino acid transmembrane transporter activity. The transcript is spliced from 11 exons. Gene Ontology annotation, cellular component: membrane. The record is from RefSeq and is a predicted model, not a curated record. NCBI's taxonomy places the organism in Eukaryota, Metazoa, Arthropoda, Insecta, Hymenoptera, Apidae. The coding region runs from base 154 to 1659 and encodes 501 amino acids. Gene Ontology annotation, biological process: amino acid transmembrane transport.
AUCAUGCACAUCCAAAAAGGAAUUGAUAUAUAUAGAUAAUAGUUAAAUAUUUGCAUUUUAUAUUGUACAUUGAUUAAUCAUUUAAUUUUAAUCUGAAAGAGAACUCUCAGUAUUAUUAUUUAAUUUCAAAAAUUUAACUUUAAUAAAGGCAAAAUGGUUUCUCAAAUAUUUGAUGAAUCUCCAAAAGAAAUACAAUUAAUUAAUUCGGAUGAUGAAUCUCAGAGUCAUAUACAAACUAAUAAACAAGUUAAUGGUAUCAAUAAAGUUCAAAUGAAAAAACAACUUGGUCUUUUAGAAGGCAUUGCAAUUAUUUUAGGAAUUAUCUGUGGUUCAGGUAUUUUUAUUUCUCCAAAAGGUGUAAUCAUAGAAGUAGGAAGUGUUGGAGUUUCUCUAAUUGUUUGGGUUUUAUGUGGUUUACUUUCUAUGAUUGGAGCAUUAUGUUAUGCUGAAUUGGGUACUUGCAUACCUCGUAGUGGUGGAGAUUAUGCUUAUAUCUAUGAGGCUUUUGGUGAUUUACCUGCAUUUUUGUACUUAUGGGCUGCUAACUUAAUUUUUGUACCAACUACAAAUGCUAUCAUGGGAUUAACUUUUGCUGAAUAUGUUUUGAAACCAUUUUUUCCCAAUUGUUCUAUUCCAGAUAAUAGUAUACGUCUACUGGCAGCAGUUACUAUUUGUUUACUCACAUUCGCAAAUUGUUAUGAUGUCAAGGAAACAUCUAAAGUACAAAAUGUAUUCAUAUUUGCUAAAGUUGGUGCAUUAAUAAUUAUAAUUAUCGCUGGAGUGGUUUGGAUAAUGUUAGGGCACACAGAAAAUUUUGAAAAUAUCUUUGAAAAUACUAUUACGGAUCCUAGUAAAAUCGCAGUUGCUUUCUGUUCUGGUAUAUUUUCAUAUUCUGGAUGGAAUUACUUAAAUUUUAUGACUGAAGAAUUGAAAGAUCCUUAUGUAAAUUUGCCACGAGCUAUAUAUAUAUCAUUGCCUUUAGUUACUUUUAUAUAUGUAUUGGCAAAUGUAGCUUAUUUAUCGGUUUUAACACCAACUGCGAUGAUUGCUUCUCAUGCAAUUGCUGUGACUUUUGGAGAUCAACUUCUUGGUAUGAUGGCAUGGACAAUACCUGUUAUGGUAGCUAUAUGUGCAUUUGGAGGAUUAAGUGUUCAUAUUAUGACAUCAUCUCGAAUGUGUUUUGUUGGUGCCAGAAAUGGACAUUUUCCUUCAAUGUUAAGUCAUAUUAAUGUUUCGAGACUUACACCUACACCUGCUUUAGUUUUUCUUUGUAUAUUAUCUUUAAUAAUGCUGUGUACAAGUGAUAUUUUUGUCCUGAUUACAUAUUGCAGCAUAGUCGAAUCAUUUUUUAUAAUGUUAUCAGUAACUGGUGUUUUAUGGCUUCGUUACAAAAAGCCGAAUAUGAAUCGACCAAUUAAGAUGCCUUUAUGGAUCCCUAUUACAUUUGUAUGCAUAUGUGCAUUUUUAGUAUUUUUUCCUUCUUACCAAAGACCAUACGAAGUUGGAAUAGGUGCCUUAAUAACUCUGUCUGGAAUUCCAGCUUAUUUUAUUGGUGUCAGGUGGAAAAAUAAGCCAUUAUGGUUUCAACGACUUAUACUUGAAAUCACUUACACCGUACAAAAAUUAUUCUUAUCUGCCAUCGAGGAACGAGAUUACUGAUUUAUGUAUUACGAAUAUAAAAACAAUUUAGAUACAUUCUGAUAU